AUGAGAAACCAAUGGGAACCCAUGAAACAUUUAGGACGAGCGCGACCAGCAGCCCAACACCCUCUACCAGAUAUUACCUCUGAUGCGACGCCAGCACUUGAAGCUUCUACAAACUUGACGGAAUCAACUCCAACUUCGAUACAGAAUUUUGGAUACGAUAGUUUACUAAACGCGACCGGGCCAACUUUGGGCGCUAAUUACCCCGUCCAAUUUUCAUCAGUUCCGCCAAAUGGGCACGCCUUAGCUCCCAUCUCCUCUCGACGAGUAGUGCUAGAUGAAAUCACACUUUUCAGAACCUUUCCGAGAGAGAUCCAACUGAUGAUCUGGGAACAGGCCGUCGAUAUAAAUCCGCGAAAUGUUCCAGUUGGAAUCAUGCCACAAUUAGGGCCAGGAGGAUUCAAGUUCGGAACCGAUAUUCCUAUUCCAGAAGGUUUUAUGGCGUGUAAAGAUUAUUACGAGGCAGCCAAGAAACGCUACAGUCUAUUGGAUGGCCGCCUGAAGGCUAACGAUAUGACCAUGGUGCAACAUCUUCCAUCUAACUUCUGGUUCAAUUCCGCGAUCGAUAGAUUCUGCCCCGUUCAGGAGUGGAGUCCUCACAACUUUGAAAUUGGUCUCAAGCUUUUCUUUCAAAUACUCCAAGUUUCGAAAAUUGCGAUUAAUGACUACGCGGCCGAUGAUGCUCACCAUAAUGGCGAGACAUGGCAAAAACUUUUUCACAAGGAAGGAAUCUCGAAUUGGAGCCCAUACGUCAAAGAUAUAUUCUACUAUAUCACGUUUCAACGUUUGAACACAGAUAUAGAACUCUCCUUCGUACCUAACAACAGACCAUCAGACGACCCAGGUAGAUUCUAUUUCCAGAGAUUUGUUCAUGCCUACAAGCAUUGGACCCAGAUACUCGAUGCUAAAAAGGGAUACAAAGGGCUGGCCCACCUUCAGGCAGACCAGAUGUGGCAAGAUGAAGUGGCCGAAAGAGAGGGUAAUCCUAGAGUAAAGCUCACUGAUGUUCCUCAAUGGCUAUUUGAUGUCGAGAGUGAUUGGUCAGUUGCACAACCCAGGUUGAUGAUCGAGACACAGACCUUUACAGCUCAUAAGCACUCAAGUCUCAGGAUUGCUAUGCCACAAUGGUGA
Molecule: messenger RNA, 1128 nt
Organism: Botrytis fragariae
Lineage: Eukaryota; Fungi; Ascomycota; Leotiomycetes; Helotiales; Sclerotiniaceae
Exons: 1
Coding region: 1-1128 (375 amino acids)
Source: RefSeq, a predicted model, not a curated record